UCAUCACUAACAAUCUUUUCACAACUACUAGUGCAAAGAAGAGAUCAUCCACAACCUCUAGUAAUUUCAGCAAAAACUUUCCAAAAAAAAAAACAUUCUUAAGACAUGGAGUAUACAUCAAAGAAGUUGGUUUUCCUCGUAGUUCUCCUGGUUUUCGCCGCGGGCAUGACGAACAUUGGAGCAGAAGAAGGCAGCAAAGCGAGCAUCCAGCUGGUGAAUCCGCCUGUAUGCAAAACUCCAUGCCAGGCUCCAAGGUGCCACUGCUACUUCGGCGGUUGCAUUUGCGGGCGCGGUCCCCCGCCGCCGACGCCUUCCGAUUGCUUGGCGCCGCCGCUGAUAAGCACCUCGUAUGAUCAAAAAAAGAAGAAGCAAAGGAGAGAAAAAAACAGUUGUUCCGAUGUUGAUUUUGUUGUUUAGUUUGUUUUACAGUAUAGAUUAUUAUAGUAAUAAGGAUCAAUAUGUAGCGAUCUAUUAGCGUAAAGAGUUCCAUAACAGAGUAGAACAGUAUACAACAUGAUGAUUGGGGAGACCAACCAUUAUGUGUCGGCGUUCUUAAUUCAAUAUAGUUGCUGUCUGUUGGUUGAUGAAGCUUGAAGCAAGUUAAUAUGGUAAGAGAUUAAAAGGCUUAACUAUUUUUUUUUCAAUAAUUUGAGUUAUUGGUACCAAGUGGUUAGUUCGCCAACAUGGUAUUAAUUAGAGUGUAGAACCGAAAGUUCGCGUGCAACUCUAAACCUGAACCAAGAGUUUUCAUCAAAUUAAUGAAUAUAAUCCCUGAAUCAACACCUCCCGCUAUCUCUGAUGAGUCACCACUUCUAAAUCUUCUUUUAGCGAGACAUCCAGGAGUUGUCGAUUGCACACCGGGAGCAACACUUCUCUAGCACUACUCAUUUUUUGUAAUAUUCUGACAUUUUCUAAUCAAAAUAUUGUCCGGUUUAGGUCUAUCCCACACGAUAUUGCUUUUUGGACAUAUCAUGAUGACUUCUUGGGAGAUUAUUUAUCUUUGCACUAAUGAAAGUCAACUACAUACAGUUCCACAAUAAGCACCUUUAAGUUCUUAAUUCUUAAAAGAAUUCAUUUGUUUCCCUUCAAAACUCAUACGGUUAUUUAAAGUUGAAUGUUCCUUGUGAAUUAUAGAUCUCUAACGUAUUUGGUCCUUAUUGAAUUUGGCUAAAGUUUCACAAGGUAUAAUUAUAAGGAAGAAGUGCUAUAGGUUUUUGUCUUUAUGGUACAACUUGAAAUUGUACAUUUAACGUUAUGGUACAACUUCAGAUUGUACCUAUACUUUUGUACAAAUUUUUUUUUAUGGUACAACUUAAACUUGUACCUUAUGUGAUGAUACAACUUCAAAUUGUAAAAUCGUACCAUAACAUAAUGAUACAAAUUCCUUUAUGGUACAACCUAAACUUAUACAUUUAAUAUUAUGCUACAACUUCAGGUUGUACAUUAAAGCACCAAUGUUAUAUAGCAUAGUAGAAGUGCUCUUAUUAGAAAAACUGUUGAUCAUUAUUUUUACGGCGAAUUAUGAUCAAGUCCAAUUGUACCGUUUUUCUUAUUUUCAUCUACACAAAAAAAAACAAAAAAAAAUUAGACUUAAUAGAUAAUUGUACUUCUUAUUGCCCUUUUCUAUUGAUACAAUUCUCCAUAUUUUUCUAUUAUAAAAAAACUCCAUAUUUCCUUCUUCUUUCUUAAUCCAAAAAGGGUUGAUUUUGUUAUCAUGGAAUGUCUUAAUAGUAGCAGAAAAGAACAUGCUUAGCAUUUCAUUUCUUAUCGGAAAAUAGUCUGAAUACAUAGUAUCAAAAAAG
This is a messenger RNA of Linum trigynum, 1802 nucleotides long. NCBI's taxonomy places the organism in Eukaryota, Viridiplantae, Streptophyta, Magnoliopsida, Malpighiales, Linaceae. The record is from the annotation of a GenBank genome assembly.